Messenger RNA from Rotaria socialis, 777 nucleotides. Lineage: Eukaryota; Metazoa; Rotifera; Eurotatoria; Philodinida; Philodinidae. The record is from the annotation of a GenBank genome assembly.
AUGAUUAUCAUCACAUUUUCUUUUCUGGCUCUUUUUUAUUACUUAUCAAUAAUAAUCAUGGUUGAUUCUUCAUUUAUGUCGUCCAUAUUGUUAAAACAUUUGAGAACGCAUAAAACAAUUAAAUUUCAAUCUACAUUAAGUUCGCCAAUCGAAAAUAAUGUCAAUGAAGGUUCAACAUUUCAUUUAACAUGUUCGUUUUUAUCAAGUUUCGAUACUAUUGAUAUAUUUUGGUUUCAUAAUGGAACUUUAAUUGAAUCGUUUGUUUCAAAAAACAUUGUUGAAGAAGAAGAUGACGAGAUUGAUGAUUCUUUUUUGGGCGUUUCAAUUGUAUCAACAAUCAAUAUAGAAAAAAUUCCAUUUGAUACAAAUGGCUCUUAUCAAUGUAUUGCGGUUCAUCAAAAUAUUUAUGCUCAACAAACGUUUUAUGUUUAUGUUAAUUCUAGUCUCGAGGAGAAUUUUUCUGGAGAGAAUUCUUCUUCUGUAGAGAAUUCUUCUACAGUUGCAUUUAUUACUGUUCAUACAUCUCAAGCUUUAUUUGAACCACGUAAAUAUAUAUCAUUGAUGUGUCGUUUUGCUUUCGAUCGAAAAGACGCAUGUAAAACAAAAUGGCUUGAUCCGUAUGAUGAGCCACUAAAUACAUUUAAUGAAACAUCAGAUUUAAUUCUUCGAAAUGCUACUUUUGAAGAUUCCAUGGGUUUAUAUACUUGCCAAAUUUGUUGUGAUCAACAAUGUAGAAAUUUAACAUCGUUCGUUUAUCCAGCUGGACAAGAUAAGUAA